Nanorana parkeri is the source of this 2998-nucleotide messenger RNA. RefSeq names its product mitogen-activated protein kinase 7 (gene MAPK7). Bases 160 to 2958 code for a protein of 932 amino acids. Gene Ontology annotation, cellular component: nucleus; cytoplasm. Gene Ontology annotation, molecular function: MAP kinase activity; ATP binding. The transcript is spliced from 7 exons. The record is from RefSeq and is a predicted model, not a curated record. Gene Ontology annotation, biological process: protein phosphorylation; intracellular signal transduction; cell surface receptor signaling pathway. NCBI's taxonomy places the organism in Eukaryota, Metazoa, Chordata, Amphibia, Anura, Dicroglossidae.
GCCCUCUACGCUGUGUUCUUUUUCCCUCCGUCGCUCUAAAGGUCUCCCUGCCUCUGAUUGGUGGAGGCGCUGUGUUCUUCAGACAGCGGUGACUCUGGCCCCGCCCCUCGCUGUCCGCCGAACAUCCGGGUCCUUCGGCGGCUCGGCCGAUGGGCAGCCAUGGCGGAGAAGAAACCUGGAGAGCCUGCGGAGGACGGAGAGCGCUCCAAACUGGAAGCGUCUCACUGCGCGUCCACCGCGGCCACGAACCUCGCCAUCCUGAAAGAGCGCUCCUUCGAUAUUACCUUCGACGUGGGGGAGGAAUACGAGGUCAUCGAGACCAUCGGCACCGGAGCUUAUGGCGUGGUGUCGUCUGCUCGCCGGAAGGGCACCGGUCAGAAGGUGGCCAUUAAGAAGAUCCCCAACGCCUUCGAUGUGGUGACUCACGCCAAGCGCACCCUACGGGAGCUGAAGAUCCUGAAGCACUUCAAUCACGACAACGUCAUCGCCAUCAAAGACAUCUUGAAGCCAUCCGUGCAUUAUUCAGAGUUCAAAUCUGUGUACGUGGUGCUGGAUCUCAUGGAGAGCGACCUUCACCAGAUCAUCCACUCCUCGCAGCCUCUGACCUUAGAACACGCUCGCUACUUCCUGUACCAGCUGUUGAGGGGUCUGAAGUACAUCCACUCGGCAAACGUUCUCCACCGCGACCUGAAGCCCAGUAACCUCCUGAUCAACGAGAACUGCGAGCUGAAGAUCGGCGACUUCGGCAUGGCCCGAGGACUUUGCACCAAGCCCGACGAGUAUAAAUAUUUCAUGACGGAGUAUGUGGCCACCCGCUGGUAUCGCGCCCCGGAGCUCAUGCUGUCGCUUCACGAGUACACUCAGGCCAUCGACGUGUGGUCCGUGGGCUGCAUCUUUGCCGAAAUGCUGGGCCGCAAGCAGAUCUUCCCCGGCAAGAACUAUAUCCACCAGCUUCAGCUCAUCAUGACGGUGCUCGGAACACCCUCCGGCCAGGUCAUCCGAGCCAUCGGGGCAGAGAGGGUCCGAGCAUACAUUCAGAGCUUGCCUUCUCGCCAGCCGAUAACCUGGGCAAGCCUGUACCCUCAAGGAGACAGGAAAGCCUUGGAUCUGCUGUCCAAAAUAUUGAGGUUUGACCCGCGCGAGCGGAUAUCUGUGUGCGAAGCACUGCGGCACCCUUUUCUAUCCAAGUACCACGACCCGGACGACGAGCCUGAAUGCGUGCCGGCAUUUGACUUUGACUUCGACAAGCAGGUUCUGACGAAGGAGCAGAUCAAGGAGGCCAUCAUGGCAGAGAUAGACGGCUUCCACCAAAGGAGAGAGGGCAUCCGGCGGCAGAUCAGCUUUAAACCCGCUCUGAAACCGGCGGAGGAGGGCCCGGCGACCGACGGCGUUAUCAGGUCAGACGACUUUCAGUCGCCGCCGCUCCCGCCGCCGCCUCAAGGGUUUGAUGUGGAUAUGCCAAGCGCCAACUCCGCCAGGGAGAGAGGCGAUUUCCCCAUGGAGUCGCCGCGAGUACCCGUGAAGCCCGAAACCAUCGACCUGACAUCUCCUGUGGAGAGCGAGGACAUUGUGCCACUGAGUGAAAGUGCGGAGGUAAAAGAGGAGGCCCCCGUGAUUAAGACCGAUCCCGAGCCGGUGCCAAAGAAAGAGGGCGCUAUAUCCGACGACACCAAGGCGGCACUGAAAGCCGCUCUACUGAAAUCGGCCCUGCGCAACAAAUCCAAAGAUGCCCCCAGCUCCAUCCCUGAGACGCCUGAAACAAAGAAGCCAAUCACAGCACAGGAGCGCCAGCGAGAAAGGGAGGAGAAGAGGCGGCGGCGGCAUGAGCGCGCCCGGGAGAAGGAGAAGAAGCAGAAAGAGAAGGAGCGCCGCGAGAAAGCGGAUGGAUUCGGGGGGUUGAUUUUGAGCGAAAGCGACAAGAACCUUUUGGAACGGUGGACGCGAAUGAUCGAUCAUACGCAGCAGCACCCAAUUCCCCAGCCAGCCCCUCUUCCUGCCAACCAAAACCCAACCGUGCCAAAACCUGCUCCGUGUCCAGACGUGAGAACCAUGACACCGCCCCUACCCCAGCAGACAGUGUUUGGCAUGGCCAAUCUCAAUCCUGUUCCUGAGGUCCGAUGCCAGCAGAACGGAACCAUCUCGGCUCCUUCGGUUGCACCAAAUAUACAGUUCAUUCCGAGGUGCCUGAACCCCUGCCCUGUGCCCAACCUUCUCCAUUAUGUGCCCCCCACCCCCGCAGCCUUCCAGAUUGCCCCCGUGGUGCUGGCUCCCCAAGUGAAGCAGGUGGCUCCUCCUAUCAGUGGACAGCUUCCCCCAGAUGUCAAAUUCAUUUCCAGCGGGCCAGUUCUUCCUGGCACUUUCCCUGCUCAGGCCCGGAUCAACCCACCUUGGAGCAGAGGGGGGCACCAGGAAAGCUGGCCGGCGGACACAGGAGACGGGAAGCGGAAUUCUGUCACCGUGGAUCCCGCGCUCUUUCUACGCAACCCCGCCGACAUUGAGCAACCAACCCAAGUCCCAGGGAUAGCAUUCACUGGUGGGGUAGACUGCCGCCUUCAAGAAGAGCCCAAAACUCAAGAUCUGACACCUCUACGGCCCACCACCUUCAACACAACCGACCCCUCCACCUCUGUUUCUCCUGAUAUCAACUUUGUGACCCAGCAGUUCUCAAAGUCACAGGUGGAGGAUGUCCUGCCCCCGGUCUUCUCUGUCACACCGAAAGGAAGCGGCGCCGGGUACGGACUGGGCUUCGAUCUUGAGGAGUUCCUGAACCAGUCCUUCGAUAUGGCGUCGGAGAGCCGAGAAAGCCUAGCAGACUCCGCCCCUCUUUCAGCAUCACUCUUAGCCGAUUGGCUGGAAGUUCACCGCAUGAAUCCUGCAGACCUGACUGCCCUCCAAGAGGACCUGCAGCUGGGAUCUCCCAUGAUCCUCUCCGACAUUCCAGACCUCCAAGACAGCUGAGCAAAUGCGGCACCGGACGAAGGCCUCUGUGGAGAGCAAA